AUGACAAAGGCUGUAAUGGUGAGGUGCUACCUGCUCUGCUUAUUAACUCUUGCACUCUGUUGUGUUUGUGGGUUAGUAUGGGCUGAAACGGGUAAAACUUCUAAGUCCAGUAAUUGUGUUAAUUAUGUUGGUGUUCCUCCUUUUAUUAAGACUGUUCCUUGCGAUAAGGCUCGUACUGAUCCUAACCCUUCUGAGGGGAGUGCUGUUGAGUCUUCAGAUGAUGGCGAAACUGGAGGCAAGGGCAACAAUACAACACGUGAGGGUGAAAAUGGAGAUAACAACGGAACUGUGGCAACACAACCUUCUGCUGACUCUCCUAACACUUCGGAGACAGGGAGUGGUGAUGGUUCUGAUACUGCAACACCUGGGAAUGGCACUGUACCUGCAGAGAGUGAGUCAACAGGUAACCAAGAAGAGGUUGCAGAUAAUACAGAUCCCACUACCACCACCACAACAACAACAACAACACUUCCUCCUGAACUGACAAACAACAAGAAGGAUGAUGCAGACAGCAGCAGCAGUAUCAUCAGUUUUGUGUGGGUGCGUAUACCACUACUGAUUGUGGUUACACUGGCCUGUAUUCUUGUGUGCUGA
Trypanosoma theileri is the source of this 594-nucleotide messenger RNA. RefSeq lists its product as uncharacterized. The record is from RefSeq and is a predicted model, not a curated record. Lineage: Eukaryota; Euglenozoa; Kinetoplastea; Trypanosomatida; Trypanosomatidae. The transcript has a single exon. The coding region runs from base 1 to 594 and encodes 197 amino acids.